Molecule: messenger RNA, 1221 nt
Organism: Paramecium primaurelia
Lineage: Eukaryota; Ciliophora; Oligohymenophorea; Peniculida; Parameciidae
Source: the annotation of a GenBank genome assembly
AUGAUGAAUUUAAAACCACCUAAAAGUUAGAACGAUAGUGCAUCUGAUAAUGGUAGUGUUAAUAAAAUUACUGAUAAACAAAAGAUAAAUACUCUCAGAAAAGCAGUAAUAGAUUUAAGGGAAGAGAAAUCUCAAUUAAUUAAGUAGAUUGAAGAAUUAAACUCAAAAAAAUAAUUAACUAAUAAAAGAGAGGGAAGAUAUAGUAUGACCUAAUAUAUAAUUUAGGAAGAGAAACAUAAUACUAUGAUGAGAGAUUUAUAGCAUUAAAUAACUAUGGUAUUCAUAAACUAUUUCAAUUUAGAAUUCAUCUAGUUCAACGCAAUCUUCUCUUUUAAUAGAACUUAUAAAUAAUAGUAAUGAUUUAUCUAAAUUAAAAACUAAACUCAAACAGUAAAGAUUUUACAUAUUGCAAGAGAAUUAGACUAAAUAAUUGCAAAUUAUGAAGCUAGAUUUUCAAUUUUAUAAACUGCCUAUAAGGAAAUGGAAAGAGAUAUAAAGAAUAUAGAGAUAUCUAAUUAGAAAUUAGUAAAAGAUAUGGAAGAAAAGACAACAUUAAAUAAUCAACUAAAAAAGAAUAUUGAAGAUAUAGAAAGAGAUUUAUAUAAUAAAAUUAAAGAUUUACAAGCAGAGAAGAUGGAAAUAUAAUCGAAAUUUAAGAUUAUAGAUAAGGAAAUGUAAUAGAAAGAUGAAGAAUUAACAGUAUUACAUAAAGGAUUGGAUGAUACUAGAUUUAUAAUUAAUUAAUUAUAAGGAGAACUUGAAGAAACAAGAGGCAAAUUUAUGUAAUAUAAACUUAUUUUGUAUAAUUAAUUUUUGGAUAUUGAUUGUCUAUUUAUCUUAAGAAAAAAUCUAUUUAAUGAUUACAUAUUUGAAUUAGAAACAGCAGCUUAGAUAUUCUAAUAUAAGGCAAGUGAUAUUUCAGAUUUGAAAAUUAAGGAUGAAACUUCAUUCUAUUUAUCUGUUAAAUCAAGAAGCAAAGAAGAAAUAUUCAUUAUUAUGCCAAAUUAGGAUUUAAAGAAGAUUUGUAAAUCAAUUAAGUAUAUACAUAUACAUUUAUAAAGAAACUUUCUAUUAAAAGCUUAAUAAUAUUAAAUCAAUUAGUAACAUUCUCAAGUAUAGAGUCCAAAAAAUAAUGAUCUUUUGGGUGGAUUAAUGUCAAUUUUUAGAAGUACAUAAUAAAAAAAUGGAAGCAAUAAAAAUAGUGAUGCUAAACAAAAAUGA